GGCAUUGGGCGCCAUUUUGAAAAGGGAAAAAAAAAUCCCUCCUCGGCGGCGGCGGCGGCGGCGGCGGGAGCGGCCUGGCUGAGGUGCUGAGGCGGCCGCUGCGCGGGGCCGCCUGCUUCGUCCGCCGCCGCCUCGGCGCCCGCCGGCCGCCCGGCCAUGGCAGGAGCCGGCGGCGGCGGCUGCCCCGCGGGCGGCAACGACUUGCAGUGGUGCUUCUCGCAGGUCAAGGGCGCCGUCGACGAGGACGUGGCGGAAGCUGACAUCAUCUCAACUGUUGAAUUUAAUUACUCUGGAGAUCUUCUUGCAACAGGAGACAAGGGUGGCAGAGUUGUUAUUUUUCAGCGGGAACAAGAGAACAAAAGCCGCCCUCACUCUAGGGGAGAAUAUAAUGUUUACAGCACCUUUCAAAGUCACGAACCCGAGUUUGACUACUUGAAAAGUCUAGAAAUUGAGGAAAAAAUUAAUAAAAUUAGGUGGUUACCACAACAGAAUGCUGCUCAUUUUCUACUUUCUACAAAUGAUAAAACUAUUAAAUUAUGGAAAAUAAGUGAGCGGGAUAAAAGAGCAGAAGGUUAUAACUUGAAAGACGAAGACGGACGGCUGCGGGACCCGUUCAGAAUCACAGCGCUGCGGGUCCCAAUAUUGAAGCCCAUGGACCUCAUGGUAGAAGCAAGUCCACGACGAAUUUUUGCAAAUGCUCAUACAUACCACAUAAACUCUAUUUCCGUAAACAGUGAUCAUGAAACGUAUCUUUCUGCAGAUGACCUGAGGAUUAAUCUGUGGCAUCUGGAGAUCACAGACAGAAGCUUCAACAUCGUGGACAUCAAGCCGGCCAACAUGGAGGAGCUGACGGAGGUGAUCACGGCGGCGGAGCUGCACCCGCUGCAGUGCAACGUGUUCGUGUACAGCAGCAGCAAGGGCACCGUGCGCCUGUGCGACAUGCGCGCCUCCGCCCUGUGCGACCGGCACGCCAAGUUUUUCGAGGAGCCUGAGGAUCCGAGCAGUCGGUCCUUCUUCUCGGAGAUCAUCUCCUCCAUCUCCGACGUGAAGUUCAGUCACAGCGGCCGGUACAUGAUGACCCGGGACUACCUGUCGGUGAAGGUCUGGGACCUCAACAUGGAGAGCCGGCCCGUGGAGACCCACCAGGUGCACGAGUACCUGCGGGGCAAGCUGUGCUCCCUGUACGAGAACGACUGCGUCUUCGACAAGUUCGAGUGCUGCUGGAACGGCCCCGACAGCGCGAUCAUGACGGGCUCCUACAACAACUUCUUCCGGAUGUUUGACAGAAACACGCGGAGGGACGUGACCCUGGAAGCCUCCCGAGAGAGCAGCAGGCCCCGCGCCAGCCUGAAGCCGCGGCGAGUGUGCCCCGGCGGGAGGAGGAAGAAGGACGAGAUCAGCGUGGACAGCCUGGACUUCAACAAGAAGAUCCUGCACACGGCCUGGCACCCCGCCGACAAUGUCAUUGCCGUGGCCGCCACCAACAACCUGUACAUAUUUCAGGACAAGGUCAACUAGGACGGGCGCGGGCGGCACCUCGGCCGGCGUGGCUGGGCCAGCGGCGUCUGCCCGGGGAGGGGCGUCCUUCCUGUCGGUGGGGCACAGGGUGCACGCUCUGUCCCCUGCCUAGACGGGAGCCACGCCGCCCAGGACCACGGGAGUCGCGGCACACGUGGAGCGCCCUUGGGGCAGGCUGGUGGACAGAGCUCACGGAGGCCACGACCCACGAUAAACGUAUUUAUUGACAUCUGAGCCGUCUUCCCGGUUUAUAGACCAGAAGGUGACACCCAGCAGGACACCCGUCCCACGUCUCCCGUCCCUCUGCUGGCUGGCGGGGCCCCCGGUGCGACUGUGCCGCCCACCCCCCCCACCCCCUCGGGGCCACCGGCCGAGCAGGCUCAGGCAGCUUGACCCCCACACACCUGCGUCUCCCAGUGCACCUUCCGGUGCGGCCACCUAAUAAAGGCAACGCACUAUCCAAAGUGUUUUUAUCC
This is a messenger RNA of Phyllostomus discolor (pale spear-nosed bat), 1994 nucleotides long. It is a transcript of the gene PPP2R2D, whose product is annotated as protein phosphatase 2 regulatory subunit Bdelta. Gene Ontology annotation, molecular function: protein phosphatase regulator activity; protein binding. Gene Ontology annotation, biological process: peptidyl-serine dephosphorylation. Gene Ontology annotation, cellular component: protein phosphatase type 2A complex; cytosol. The transcript is spliced from 10 exons. Bases 157 to 1518 code for a protein of 453 amino acids. NCBI's taxonomy places the organism in Eukaryota, Metazoa, Chordata, Mammalia, Chiroptera, Phyllostomidae. The record is from RefSeq and is a predicted model, not a curated record.